ACUCUACGUGUCCUAUACUUCUUGCUUUUAUUUCUUGACGCAUCCAGCGGCCCUGCGAUAAUAUAUCUGGAAUAUGGCCCCUAGUCCUUCUCGCCGGAAAUCCAUCGCGGUCCCUCAACAUGGAAGCUCGUUGCGUCCGUCUCAUAGACGUCGACCCCAUAGUAUCACACCAGGCGACGCGGUGCUGAAACAGCUUAGUCCGGCUGCUAGACGGCGUCGCUCACUCGCUCCGCGCAAAAGCAUUCUCAAGCUCGCAAUUCCCGAUAACACAGAUGACACGGUCUCCCAGGACGAUGCUUCAUCCUCUGCAAACACUAUGUUGUCGCGCAAAAGUCUCAAUCGUCGCAUCAGCUUCGCCGAGGAUGUGACGGUCAUGCUCUUUCGACCCCGCGCUCGCGAGAGACGGAGCUCUAGGCUAGAUCAACAACCGUCACAAGCCGAAGAAGAACCUGACGGAGAAGAGAACGAUGGUCCAUCAACCGAAGAUCAACCACCAGCCCCUGCCCACCAGACAGACGAGAAUGACUACCCAGGUGCAUCAAAGUCUCGUCGUCGGAGCUCUUUACGGCGACGAUCCGCUGCUUUUAGCGAGAACGGGGAGGCAGAUAUGGACAUGGUUUCAGAGUAUGGAGAAGAUGAGGACGAUUACAACGUGACAAUGGACAGCUCUCCGCUUCCUCCCGGCUUCAUGGACGAACAUCCUGAGGAUGAAGAUGAAGGCGACGAGGAAGACAUGGAGCUCGACUCUUCUCCCGUCAAACGAACGACAAUUUCCGGAAGGCGAUCCUCCCUCGCCGCUCGUCCACCCCUCGCCGAAGUGUCUCGCACAGAUGCUCCUGAUGUCCAGCAAGGCGAGCAAGACCAGUCUUACUCCAUGUCUGUCGAUGAUUCCAUGAACUCGAUGGACAUAUCAACUUCCACGGAAGAGCCGAUGGAAUACACAAUGCCACUCAACAAAUCUCUGCGAAAGAGCCACCCUCCGAGCCAGGAGUGGUUACAGCUUCAAGCGAUGACCCACGCCGGUAUACAAGGACCCGAACAGGAGCAAGGCGAGGAGUCUUUCGAUGACCACACCCACAUUAGCGUUCGUUCAGAUGAGGACAUGGACCUAACUGAAGCGCAGACCCGUCUAUAUGCUGCACGACAGUCUCUUGUCGCAGAACAAGCUCUCCCCGAACCUCGGGACGAUACGCUGACUUCCAGCGAAGGCGACUCGGCUGACUUCGGGUUUGAUAAUACAAACGAGACCGUUAAUCUCACGAACGUUUUCAGAGAUAGCAUAGGUGGUAGGACGGACGCCAGCUCCGAGAUGAAUCUCACAGACGUUCAACUCCCUAUUGAUGAUGUCGACGAGCCAGCGAAUGAGCCACCUCCGACCAGUUCACCGUCCCCUGAGCCUCCUCAGGCGGAGUCAUCGUCUUCGGAACAGCGCAAGAGUACACCACCACCUCCCGCACCAAUGCCCCCUAGCGCUCCAGCUCCAAAUUUGUUGUCUCCGUCUAAAAACCCACCACCGACACCUCAAACCAUAUUCCGCUCGAGCGUUUUUUCCGCUCCAUCAGCAUCCACAUCCUCUCGUCCACCACACUCUCCCUUCAAGCCCGUGAGGCCCUCACCUCAACCUGUCUUUGCCAAGCCAGGCCCCGUGUUCUCAGCACCGAAGCCCGCAUCGCCUAGGAAAGGUGGCACCGCUGCAUUCGCCCCUCCCGUGGCCCGGCCUUCUCCCAAGCGACCUCUAUCUGCGGGUGGGACCUCUCAGCUAGAUCAGAGUCUCUAUAAACGCCCGGCCGUCGCUUCAUCUGAUCCCGUUAGUGGUCGCGAGUCCCCCGCAAGAGUCGCCUCUCCGAAGCCUCCGCCUGAAGAGAUCUCGUCCAAUGGGUCUGCCUCAGCGACUCGUCGACCCAGCUCCGCUGGCGCCUUGCGACGCCCGUCAGGCUUCUUCGCUCAAAGGAAGAGUAUGGGCGGUCUCUCCGCCUCACAAUCGCAGAAAUCUGAACCUCCGCAGAAGAAAACAGACGCAGGGCCAGGGCCAGGAGGAGCAAGCGUUGGGGGCGGCACUGAGCUUUAUCCAGACCUCAACGCUGCAUUCGAGCUGAAUACCCAGCAAAAACCCGCUGAGCAGUCAACCUCUCUCGAUGAAGAAGACGUCCAGAUGCCUUUCCGCCAGAUAGUACAGGCAUCGCCGAUGAAAUCUCCUCGCACGCGUUCACCUGCGAGGAGGGUACCGAUACCGCCUACACCGCCUCCUCAGGAUUCUUAUGAGCAGACACAGACGUCGGGUUCGUUUGUAAAUGCAGUGGAGCAGACAGAGCAGUGGAGAAAUGGGUUACCGCUCGAACCUCUGAUGGAGGAAGACGAAGGCCCUCCGAUAUCCAUCGACCAGUUCUUCAGUAUGACUGGGAUCCGUUUCAUGGACGAACUCACGGUUCCUCGACGCUCUACCAUCCAUCCUUCCCAACUCAACCGGCGAACCUCACUGUCCGAAGAGGAGAAUUCCCUCGCAGAAUAUAUUGUCGCUUUGGCAGUUGAUUUACCGCAAUUAGAGCUCCACGCGAGUGUGGCAAAGGACCUUCAGCUGGGUGUGCAACAUAUCAAGGAUAACUACAGGCAGGCUGAGGAAGAGGCGGCGAAGUGUACGCCGGCUCUGUUCAGAGAGUAUCAGGAGGCAGACGAGGAGACGAAGGAGGAGUUGCUGCACCAAUUGAAGGUUAUCAAGGCGAACAACCAUGGGUCUGCCCGGUCACAAUGGUAUGACUGGAGACUUCAAUGGGUGCAGCAACUGACUGCGACUGCCGACGAGGAGUUCAAGUCCCUUGAAGAGGAUGCACGCAAACUUGAAGGUAUCGUCAAGGAAGCUCAGACUGUCCUUCCUUCGCUCCGUGAGGAACACGCGAGGGUUAUGAAAGAGCUCGAGCAAGAGGAGGCCAUUGCGGCCGAGAUCGAGAGUUGUGACCAAGAGUACUUGAACGAGCUGAAGGGCACUAUCGCCGAACAGAGCUCCACUUUAGAAACUUUCCGGGCGGACGUCGGCGAAGUCAAGGCAAAGUACGAUUAUCUCAAAGAGAAACUGGACCAGAUCGAGGCGGAGAAGAAAGAGGCGAAUGACGCUAUCCGGGAAGCCAAGCGGAUAAACCACAUCAGCGAAGGCAAGGUCGCCGCACUACAAGGUGAAUUAGCCGUGCUAGAUGCUCUCGACCUCAUCCAUAUCACCGAGAUCCGUGCCAACCUGUUCGAGUUCGUAUACGAUUCGCGGUUCCGGGUGACGGUCCCCUGCAAAUCCUACCGCACGCUCAUAUCCGAAGCCACUAUAUCCCGCGUGAAAGGCGCCCCGUCGAAGUCCAAAGACCAUUAUCCAGAGUUCACCGAAAUAACGCUCGCCGUUGCCCGGCAGAGGCUCACCGCGCUACCAGCAGGCACCGAUAUGAAGCGGAUCGUCACCUCCCUAGGAGACUUCUGGUCAGGCUGCCACGAACUCCGCAAACAGCUCGUCUUCCUCUCCAUCAAGUACCCACUCACGAUCGAAGCCCUCCCCCGCACAUCCGACGGCCUCCUCUCGGGCAUGAAAGCCACCGCCUCCGUGCUCUUACUCCAAUUGAACGCGAAAGUCUACAUCUCGUAUAUCUUGGACAACGAGACGCUUGCGAGGUGGCCGCGGUCGCUGGAGGACCUGAAGUGGGAGAUCAAGGUGGCGUAUGGGGAUGUUGAUCAAGCAAGUUUUGAAGAGAUAAAGCAGUCGCUGCAAGAGCGCCUCGCACAGGCCACGCAGGACGAUAGCCACGGAUGCUUGCUCGACGCGUGCAUCGCAGCGUCCGAAAAGUACGAAGACGAGGCGCAACAAUGAUCCCGCACUUACUUUAUGCCUCACUGUUCCAUGUCAGCCCCAUACCUAUGACGAUUCCACCUUUGCCCGUAUACCCUCGGUCUCUUGAUUCGUUCUCUGUAUUUCGUUUGGUUUCCCGGUUGCCAGGUCGCUCUGUACCUUAC
Molecule: messenger RNA, 3984 nt
Organism: Stereum hirsutum FP-91666 SS1
Lineage: Eukaryota; Fungi; Basidiomycota; Agaricomycetes; Russulales; Stereaceae
Exons: 9
Coding region: 74-3841 (1255 amino acids)
Biological process (GO): mitotic sister chromatid biorientation; mitotic spindle assembly checkpoint signaling; protein localization to kinetochore
Source: RefSeq, a predicted model, not a curated record